Messenger RNA from Exophiala spinifera, 1728 nucleotides. Its product is annotated as elongator complex protein 3. Gene Ontology annotation, molecular function: iron-sulfur cluster binding; acyltransferase activity, transferring groups other than amino-acyl groups. Gene Ontology annotation, biological process: tRNA wobble base 5-methoxycarbonylmethyl-2-thiouridinylation. The coding region runs from base 1 to 1728 and encodes 575 amino acids. Gene Ontology annotation, cellular component: cytoplasm; nucleus; elongator holoenzyme complex. The transcript is spliced from 3 exons. NCBI's taxonomy places the organism in Eukaryota, Fungi, Ascomycota, Eurotiomycetes, Chaetothyriales, Herpotrichiellaceae. The record is from RefSeq and is a predicted model, not a curated record.
AUGGCGACAGAAACGGUGGCUAGGACAAGGGUAAGACCAGACAAACGUGAAAACCUGGCUCCCGAGAGUGUCCGGUUUAUGCAAGCAUGUAACGACAUCGCCCGAGCCUUGAUCCAAGAGUAUGAGGCCAGUCUCGAUGACAGCAAGCCGAAGAAGGACAUCAACCUCAACCGACUGCGAGGAGAUGUCGCACGAAAACACAAGCUCAGCAACCAGCCGCCGCUGACGGGUAUACUCUCCGCUGUACCCGAGAAUUACAAAAAGGCUCUUUUGCCCAAACUCAUCGCAAAGCCGGUACGGAGUGCAAGUGGGAUAGUUGUGGUUGCGGUGAUGAGUAAACCACAUCGUUGUCCGCAUAUUGCAUGGACAGGUCACGCCUGUGUUUAUUGCCCAGGAGGUCCCGACUCCGACUUUGAAUACUCGACACAGUCUUACACUGGAUACGAACCAACCUCGAUGCGAGCGAUCCGAGCACGAUAUGAUCCAUUUGAACAGGCGCGAGGCAGAAUCGAUCAGCUAAAGUCUCUCGGACACAGUGUGGACAAGGUCGAAUUCAUCCUCAUGGGAGGCACAUUCAUGUCCCUUGACAAGGCCUAUCGUGAUAACUUUGUUGCUCAACUCCAUAAUGCCUUGUCUGGAUAUCAAACCGAAAACGUUGACGAAGCAGUCGCCGCUGGUGAAAUGUCCACUAUCAAAUGUGUAGGUUUGACAAUCGAAACACGUCCGGAUUUUGGCCAGAUCGACCACCUCUCAGAUAUGCUUAGGUACGGCUGCACCCGGCUUGAGCUUGGAGUCCAGUCGCUGUAUGAAGACGUCGCAAGAGACUCCAACAGAGGGCACACUGUGGCGGCAGUUGUGGAAUCUUUCAAAUUCUGCAAAGAUGCUGGCUUCAAAGUCGUCUCCCACAUGAUGCCCGAUCUACCCAAUGUUGGCAUGGAGCGUGAUAUUUUCCAGUUUGAAGAAUAUUUUGAGAACCCAGACUUCAGAACGGAUGGGUUGAAGAUAUAUCCUACCCUGGUUAUCAGAGGCACGGGUCUCUACGAGCUUUGGCGGACAGGUCGUUUCAAAAACUAUACUCCGAAUGCGCUGGUCGACCUCGUAGCGAGGAUCUUGGCGCUUGUCCCACCAUGGACCAGAAUCUACAGAGUGCAACGAGAUAUUCCCAUGCCACUGGUCACCUCAGGCGUUGAGAACGGUAACCUCAGAGAACUGGCGCUCUCACGGAUGAAAGAUUUUGGCACCACCUGCCGAGAUAUCCGAACUCGUGAAGUCGGUAUUAACGAAGUGAAGAACAAAAUACGACCGUCGCAGGUGGAACUUGUCCGGCGGGACUAUAUGGCUAAUGAUGGCUGGGAGACAUUCCUCGCCUACGAAGAUCCCAAGCAGGACAUUCUCAUCGGUAUGCUGAGGUUGCGGAAAUGCACUGCCGAAUACACUUUCAGACCAGAACUCACCGGGCAACCAACAAGUAUUGUUCGCGAACUCCAUGUUUAUGGUCUUGCCGUACCUAUCCAUGGACGUGAAAAGAGCAGGUUUCAGCAUCAAGGGUACGGUACCCUGCUGAUGAAAGAAGCUGAACGCAUCGCCAGAGACGAGCAUGGCAGCGAGAAGCUCAGCGUCAUCAGCGGUGUGGGCGUGAGAAGUUACUAUGAGCGCCUUGGUUAUUCGCUGGAUGGACCCUAUAUGAGCAAGAUCCUCAGUUUUGAUGACGACGAGCCUGAAGUCUGA